ACGCCUGCCCUCUGCCGGCAGGCAGUGAAAUUGCACCGCAGAGUCCCCAGCGCGCAUGCUCAGUUUCAAGCUCCGCGCCACAGGAAGAUGGCGUCUAACAACGGCGGCGGAAUGGAGGUGGACGGGGCCGCUAGCCCCAGUGUGAUGGCCUCUGGAGUGACCGGUUCUGUCUCGGUGGCUCUGCACCCGCUGGUCAUCCUCAACAUCUCUGACCACUGGAUCCGCAUGAGGUCCCAGGAGGGGAGGGCUAUGCAGGUGGUGGGAGCUCUGAUUGGGAAGCAGGAGGGCAGGAACAUCGAGGUGAUGAAUUCCUUCGAGCUGCUCUCUCACAGCGUGGAGGACAGGAUCGUCAUCGACAAGGAGUACUAUUACACCAAGGAGGAGCAGUUUAAGCAGGUGUUUAAGGAGAUGGAGUUCCUGGGCUGGUACACGACAGGCGGUCCUCCCGACCAAUCAGAUAUCCUAGUGCACAAGCAGGUAAGUCCUGUGUCUCAGCGUUGUCUCAGUGUGUCUCAGCAUGUCUCUGUGUGUCUCAGCGUGUCUCAGUGUGUCUCAGCGUGUCUCAGUGUGUCUCAGCGUGUCUCAGUGUGUCUCAGCGUGUCUCUGUGUGUCUCAGCAUGUCUCUGUGUGUCUCAGCGUGUCUCUGUGUGUCUCAGCGUGUCUCUGUGUGUCUCAGUGUGUCUCAGUGUCUGUUUUCUCUCCUCUGCCCUGUGCAGGUGUUGUGAGAUCAUCGAGAGCCCCCUCUUCCUCAAGCUGAACCCCAUGACCAAACACACAGACCUCCCAGUCAGUGUGUUUGAGUCAGUCAUUGACAUCAUCAAUGGAGAGGCCACCAUGCUGUUCGCUGAGCUCACCUACACUCUAGCCACGGAGGAGGCGGAGCGCAUCGGCGUGGAUCACGUGGCCCGCAUGACGUCCACGGGGAGCGGAGAGAACUCCACAGUAGCGGAGCUCCUCAUCGCCCAGCACAGCGCAAUCAAGAUGCUGCACAGCCGGGUCCGAGUCAUACUGGAGUAUGUGAAGGCCGUGGAGGCAGGCGAGGUCCCAUUUAAUCAUGAGAUCCUGCGGGAGGCGAAUGCUCUGUGUCACCGGCUCCCAGUCCUCAGCACUCACAAGUUCAAGACAGACUUCUACGAUCAAUGUAACGAUGUGGGUCUCAUGGCGUAUCUGGGCACCAUCACCAAGUCCUGUAACAGCAUGAACCAGUUCAUCAACAAAUUCAACGUCCUGUACGACAGGCAGGGGAUCGGACGCAGAAUGAGGGGGCUGUUCUUCUGAGACACCCCGAAACUGAGGGGGGGGGGGUCCCGGCUCAGGGGCGGGAAUGAGACUGUGUGAUCCAGUCCUGGUUUCACUGUGAGUUUAAUAAUAAGACACACCAAGCUUGUUCCCAGACACACUGUGGGGAGAUCAAGCUGGCAGCAAUAAAACCUGGACUGGAUCACGCUGCUGUGGAACAGGAGUCUCCUGCAUGUUUUGCCGUUUCUGUCGUUGCAAUGCCUUUUCCAAAUAAAAAAUAAAUUAAAAAUGUAAAAUAAAAUGUGAUUUGAAUUCGUG
This is a messenger RNA of Acipenser ruthenus (sterlet), 1557 nucleotides long. RefSeq names its product COP9 signalosome complex subunit 6. NCBI's taxonomy places the organism in Eukaryota, Metazoa, Chordata, Actinopteri, Acipenseriformes, Acipenseridae. Gene Ontology annotation, molecular function: metallopeptidase activity; protein binding. Gene Ontology annotation, cellular component: COP9 signalosome. The record is from RefSeq and is a predicted model, not a curated record. Gene Ontology annotation, biological process: protein deneddylation.